Clonostachys solani is the source of this 471-nucleotide messenger RNA. NCBI's taxonomy places the organism in Eukaryota, Fungi, Ascomycota, Sordariomycetes, Hypocreales, Bionectriaceae. The record is from the annotation of a GenBank genome assembly.
AUGUCUCAUAAGAGAAAACCCACAGGAGAAAAGGCUCGGAGCUUCAACAGGCCUUUUCUGUUCCUAGUACUUGCGAGCUUUGUCUUCUUCUUCAUUGGAAGAUACAGCGCAACAGGCAACGGGCAAGACGAAGUGCAAUCUCAUGAGCAUGGGCCUUUGAAAACCCUCUGCUAUAUGUCUCGGAACCUACAAAGACACCCUGAUUUUUUCUCUGCGCUGGGUCUAGAUCCGUUCUCAUCUGAAUUUCUCAAGUUUCGUCAAGGCAUGGGCACCGACGAGAUGGUGGAGAAUGUGCUUAUGGACGCGUAUGUGAGAAUCCGGAUGGAAGACAUUCGGUACAACCCAGAUAUGUUGACAGCUACGGAAGCUCUACUCGAUAAGCAUCGAAUGAGCGCAUACUUGGGCUGGGUUAAGAAUCUAGGUGCACAAGGUUGGAAAGUAAACUGGGAAAUGCAAUGCGCUGGCAUUUGA